AUGAACCGGCAUGAGGGCAAAACGGAGGAGGAAUUAAUUUUCCCCUUCCUUAUCAACCCCCUCCACAGGGCCCAGCAGGAAGAGCAAGGGCACCACCCGAACCACCAGCGCUCUCUGUCCCACCGGCCCCGGUGGCCCUGGGGGGCCGGACUCUACUGUCCUGCCCCUGAGGGCCACAGGCCCCCCGAUGAUAGGGGCAGCCAGCCCCACCAUUACUGGCCCUUCGCCACAAGCGAUCUGUACAAUUGGAGGUCUCAGAAUGCUCCGUUCUCGGAGAACCCCCGUGCCCUUACUAACCUAUUAGAAACUGUUCUGUUCACUCAUCAGCCCACCUGGGAUGAUUGCCAGCAAUUGUUGCAGGUUCUGUUCACUAUUGAGGAGGGGGAAAGAAUCCAGUCGGAAGCCAGGAAAUUGGUUCCUGGGCCCACUGGAGUUCCCACUACUGACCAGGCUCAAAUUGAUGCUGGGUUUCUCCUGGCAUGGCCAGAUUGGGACUACAACUCAGCUGAAGGUCCACCACUGGAGCUGCAUCGUUUCUGCCCCGGUGACUGGGUCUACGUUAAGAGAGAUCGCCAAGCAAAUUUAGAGCCCAGGCGGAAAGGCCCAUACACCGUGCUUCUUACAACCCCGACAGCCCUGAAAGUCGACGGAGUCGCCACGUGGAUUUACUAUACCCACUCUUGGCCAGCUGACCCAUUCACGGCCAAAGAGGACUACCGGGCACCAGACCCUCAAUGGAAGGCCACAAAGAACCUCAAAAACCCGCUCAAGCUCAAGCUAUGCUGCUCCUGAUUUUUACUGCUCUACUAACUGUAUGUAAAUCCAAUCCCAGCUCCCAUCUCCCCAACCCUCACCAGCCUACCACUGCCAAAUGGGUUUUGCGAGGACCCCUAACAACACCUAGGGACUUGGGGCGGACAGUUCAAGAAUUGACAUUAACUGGACCAGCAUCCAUCACAUUCCCUACCUUCCAUUUAGACCUCUGUAGUCUAGCGGGAGAUCACUGGAACACAAAUCCAAGGAUUUGUAAAGGUCAGUGUGUAGAUUGUAACACUUUCGGGUGUCGAUCGGGGGCUGACUGCCAACAUCAAAAUCUAAGACAACAGACCUUUUAUGUAUGCCCUGGGACUGGUAACUUUGACACCUGCGGAGGCAUAGAACAUUUCUUUUGUGGCUCCUGGGGAUGUGAAACUAUUGCUCCAUGGGUCAAACAACCCAGUAACGACCUAAUUACCCUUGUUCGGGCCAGUAACCAAACUAGUCCAUCCAAUAGAAACCCAAUUUCUAUUCAACUCACUCCUAGAGGCAAAACAGAGAACUGGUCAGUAGCGAAGGUGUGGGGCAUUCGACUCUGGCUCACCGGUCACGACAUAGGCUUUUUAUUCUCUAUUCAAAAACAACUAGUACUCCCGCCUCCAGUGGCGAUGGGGCCUAUGGCUGCAUCGGCUGCAAAUCAUAAACCUAGAUCCACCUCAAGUGUGCCUGCCCCUACUCAGGCUGCACCGAGCCUCAGUGCUACUGAUUCCCCCCUGGGUGGCGUACCAAUCCAGCUCCGGCCCCCCAGAACAAGGCCAGUAAUCUACUCUAUUCUAAACCUUACUUACAGUUUCUUAAAUUCCACAAAUCUCACCAACACAGACUGCUGGCUUUGUUUAGAUUCACGACCACCUUUCUAUGUUGGAUGGGCAAUUUCUGGGCAAGUGUCCAGAGACAUAGAAGGCCACUGUUCCUGGGGACAGCCUCCUGUUUUAACUAUACAGGAAGUAACUGGUUCAGGCCUCUGUGUCUUAGGAAACGGAGGAACUCUGACAACCUUCCCACACCUCAGUCACUUAUGUAAUCAGACCAUGACGGCUACAGGGUCCUCCUACCUCAGGCCCCCUAGUGGGGCAUGGUUCGCAUGUACUUCCGGCCUUACUCCUUGCAUCCACCCUCAGGUGUUAAAGAACGACACCUUAUGUGUCCUAGUCACCCUCUUUCCACAAGUAUAUUACCAGCCUGCAUCUUCGUUCUUUGAGAUCCAGCCUGAACAAAAACACUCUCGAGGCAAGCGAGACUUCAGAGUGUCAGCGGCCCUCCCAACCCUUAUAGUUGGAACAGGAAUAGAGGCCGGGGUCGGAACGGGCACAGCUGCUCUAAUACGAGGCAACCAACAGUUUGACGCUUUAGCCCAAGCCAUUGACUUUGAUUUAGCCCAACUAGAAAAUUCUACUCGCCACAUACGAGGUUCCUUAGAUUCUUUGGCUGAAAUGGCGCUACAGAACAGGCGGAGACUAGACCUAAUAUUAUUACACCAAGGAGGAUUAUGCCAGGCUUUGGGAGAACAAUGUUGUUUCUAUGCCAAUAACUCGGGAAUUGUACAAGACAGCUUAGCUGUUGUACGCCAACAUCUACAGGAAAGAGCAAAAAUAAGAGAACAGAAUAAAAAUUGGUAUGAAAACAUCUUUAACUGGUCCCCCUGGCUCACCGCUCUCAUUACAGCCCUGGCAGGCCCCCUAGCGCUUCUGCUGCUGCUCCUGACUUUAGGACCCUACACUUUAAAUAGAUUACUUGCCUUCAUGCGAGAACGUCUGGGUGCCAUACGACUGAUGGUUCUUAGGUCUCAAUAUGCCCAGCCCCCAGCCGACCAGAGCGAGGACCAAUACGUACAACUAGGUCCCUUAAAAUUUCAAGAAGACCCAUGAUUGGGCCUUCAACGAUACAAUAGAAGGGGGGAAUGAAA
Hyaena hyaena (striped hyena) is the source of this 2722-nucleotide messenger RNA. RefSeq lists its product as uncharacterized. The transcript is spliced from 4 exons. Gene Ontology annotation, biological process: virion assembly. Bases 1 to 792 code for a protein of 263 amino acids. The record is from RefSeq and is a predicted model, not a curated record. Lineage: Eukaryota; Metazoa; Chordata; Mammalia; Carnivora; Hyaenidae.